AGAUAACGAUAUCCGUGCAAUACAAUCUGGAAAACGACAGGGUGCAGUUGACCUUCGCAUGGAAACUAUAAAUAUCUCUAUCACUCCUGUCCAAUGUGGAACCAGUCUUGUGACAUUUGAAGCAUCUCCUUGUUAGGAAAGCAGCUGCAGCAGAAGCCAACCUGAGCUGAGUUUUGAAGAACGUUGAAGCAACUGCCAGAAUUACUGGAAACGGUACAUCUAUGUAAACACGAUGCAGACAUCGUCGUUUUGACAAUCUUCUGGGCUUCGAGGAUCUGUGUUAUACAUUUUCCUCCAGUGAAAUUGUGUGAGAUUUGAGAUUUCCUGCAGAGGUCUUCUCCGAGAGCCUUUCGGGUUCAAUGGGCUGUUGUCCAUGAAUUGUUGCUUGAUUGAGGUGUAAACGUCAAGUUUCGGCCUUCCGACAUCACGUGCUUCUUUUGAUUAUGGUUUUUCUGCAAGCUCUUCACGAUGACGUCUUUUGCUGACUGUAUGUCUUUUGCUUCCUCAGAACAACCCGUCCACGCUAGAAGAAAUCGUGCACUUGCGGCAGAAUCAGAAUUAGAAAGUUGCUGCCUGUUACAAAUUCGAAGUAUGUCUGAGGAGGCAAUCACUCAAGAAGCAGUUUUGGCACCUACCGAGGAGCUGUCUCAGUCUGAAAGUAUGCCGAGACCUGAAGUUCCCUCGACAUGGAAAUGCGGAGUCCAUGUGCCAGUGAACGUGCCGGUCGAGGAGAUUUGGAGUAUAAUGGGGAAUUUCUGUUCACCUGAAGCCUACAUGACUCAGUGUUUGGAGGUGAAGGUCGUCGAAGGUGAACGGAACGCCCUUAAUUGUGUCAGGUACGUGAAGGGUGGGAGUCUCGACGGUAGCGAAGGAGUCUGUUGGGCCCACGAGCGACUGCUCUCACACGAUGAUAUGAAUCACAUCCAGACUUACAAAAUUGAGCAAAGUAGUUUGGGUUUCACAAACUAUUAUGGAUACAUGAAGAUCAGUCAAGGCAACGACAAUACUAGUGUUGUAAACUGGAGCUUUGAGAUGGAUCCUUUGCCAGGGAUGCCACCACCACCAAAUAAUGUAACUGAAAUGAUGGCUCAAACUUUUAAGUUAUUCAUCAAGACUGCCGAAUCUAGACAUAUUCACAGGAAAGGUACAGAACCUGAAUUAUCUGCAGUAGCUAGUGCUGAUCCUUAG
Messenger RNA from Marchantia polymorpha subsp. ruderalis, 1188 nucleotides. The record is from the annotation of a GenBank genome assembly. NCBI's taxonomy places the organism in Eukaryota, Viridiplantae, Streptophyta, Marchantiopsida, Marchantiales, Marchantiaceae.